Messenger RNA from Melopsittacus undulatus (budgerigar), 3348 nucleotides. RefSeq names its product chromosome 16 C1orf116 homolog (gene C16H1orf116). Lineage: Eukaryota; Metazoa; Chordata; Aves; Psittaciformes; Psittaculidae. The coding region runs from base 531 to 2027 and encodes 498 amino acids. The record is from RefSeq and is a predicted model, not a curated record. The transcript has 5 exons. Gene Ontology annotation, cellular component: cytoplasm.
GCAGACAGUGAACUUUUGGUCUCUGGAAAGCUUUGGUGACAGACGAGUACAUACCUGUUCUAGCCAGAGGCUGUGGCUUUAGAGCCGAGAAGGAACCGGGUCCUACCCUGGGCUGAGGGUUCCCCUGCACAAAACCAGCCCAGAGAACAAACCAGCUGUGGGGUAACGCGGUGAGCAGCGCACAGAGCAAACGCCCAGCACAGGGUUUAAUUACUACGUACAAAGGUGCUUGGGUCGGGGCUGCUUUGGGCUGCUCCGGGUGUCAGCGAGCAGCUAUGCGGCAGAACAGGAUGUCGGAUUAAGGAGACUCCAGCGAAACCCGUGCUGAGGACAUCAGAGGGCAGCAGCCGGAGCUGGGAAGAAAGCAAAGAAGUGCUGGGAUAGGCACGGUCAGGACAAGGAUUUGGGCAGCGCGGAGCGACGGACCUGCUGCUCCAAGAUAGCCACCAGCAUGGGAUGGAGCUUACAGCUUCGGCAGCACCACAGCCUGCCUGCUUGCAUUGUCCUGGGGUACAGAACCUUGCAGGUUAAUGCCUCUCUUCUUCAGCCAGGACAUUGCCCCCCGGGCAGCCUGGGAUAUGCCUAGGAAGGAGCUGGGAAUGGCUGGCUGCAACUCCGGCAGCUGUGACAGCAUGGUCAGCACGGCCUCCAACCACUCACAGCAUAGUGAUAACAGUUAUGACUACUUAUCUGUAGAAGAGAAAGAAUGUCUGAUGUUCUUAGAAGAAACUAUUGGCUCCCUGGAUGCAGAAGCAGACAGUGGGGUCUCUACCAACGACACCAACUCCAUGGAGCCCUCCAAGCUGCCCAGGACCCAGCCUAAGAGAGAUUCCAUCACCCGGGAUCUGGAAAAUGGGGCUCCCCCCUUGCAGCAUGCAGCUGAACAGAAGAGUGCUGAAAACCCCUCUGCCUUCCCAAGGUCAGCUCCAGCAGUGGUUCCAAACUCAGUCUAUUCCAGUCUUCCAAGGAUCACCACUGUAGCAAAUGGAGCCUCUGACAGCAAAGUGACUGUCCAUACAGUGGAGGACCCAGUGCCAGGAGAUAAAUCCUCGCAGGAGAUGGCCAAGGACGAGAGGUUUGACCAACCCAGUAUAAGAAGCCAGAUGAAAUCCCUGGAAUCUCUGCUUCUCCAACCUCCAGAUCCCUUCCAGGAUGAGCUGGUGAGCCAUGAGUGGUCACGCAGCAAUUGCUCAGAUGACAAGAGGGACACAGCCAAGGAGACCAAGACUUGGAUGUCAUGGGGCCAGCCAGAGAAAUCCACAUUGGAAGAGGCCCCUCAGGACCCUGAUACCAAGCGGGGGCCUCCCACUGCCCCCAAACCACGAAAACUGCCACCAAAUAUUAUCCUGAAAACCAGCAAAACCAGCCCAGUGACACCGGCCACAGAGCCCGGCCAGAAGGUGAAGGCAUCACCUCCAUCCUUGGCCAGCGACACCACUGCCGACAAGGUGAAUUCAGGGCACCUCGACCCCAGGGAGAGGGAGAAAGCCCGACGGGAGGCACUGGAGAAGCUGGGACUGUCACAGGACAGGAGGGAGCCCAGCGCCCACCUUCAACCUCCAGCACAUCCCCAACCGAAGGAGGUGCCAUUCCCCAUCCCUGCCGAGCCCGAAGCAGGCGAUGGGGCAGUGGAGAGGUCGGUGCCGGGUGUCCGGCAGAUGCCCUUCAAAUCCAACACCCUGGAGCGCUCCGGGGUAGGGCUGAGCAGCUACAUGGCCAGCACCAAGGAGCAGAGCGUCAAGACCAGCAGCUCCUUGGGCAAGAUGUCCUUCAUCGAGCGGCUGGCCCCCAGCUUCCUCCGGAGCAGCCGCCCCAGGCCAGUGUCCCUCGGCACUGGGAAGGACUUUGCUGGUCUGAAAGAGCCGGGGCAGGUGGAGCAGGAGAAGAGCAGCAAGCGGCGAUCGCAUCCCCUGCAGAGCUUCCCCAGGCCACCCCGAUCCUCCGUCAGUGUCAAGAUUUCCCCUAAGGGUGCGACGGAUGAGACCCGGCGAGAGGCACUGAAGAAGCUUGGUCUGCUGAAGGAAUAGCUCCAUGGGCAGUGGGGCUGCUGGCUGAGCGGCUUGCCCCCCAUAUCCAACUGCUUUCAACCAUAACCAUGACCCCUCACCUCAGCAUCUUGGGGGAGGUACCAUGGGAGGUAUUUGGAGCGUCACCGACUGGAGUACCACCACGUGUACAUAACGUUUUGUAUAUAGCAAAUGUAUAGGAGCUAUUUAUAUAAAGCCUCGCUCAGCAUGUGGAUGGGGCAUAUCCUCCUACAAAGUCUUUAAUGCAUUUGGAGAUUCAUUGAAACAGGGAAGCCAUGGAAUUGGGGUUUGACUUACUUUUAAAAGGCAUUGCCUGUGGAUAAAGCCUCUCUGGGAAGAAGUGCAGGACUCUGCUGCUCCUUUAGGGUUUUAUGGUCUUUUAUUAACUUUAUCAAAGCCUUUGAGGCCUGAGCACUCACCUGCCCCAUACAAGUGCCUCCCAAAAGCCACCACUGCCAUAUACAAAACCAUGAGACCCACGGGCAAUGGAGGGGACACAGUGAUGCUCCCCACGUACAAGUGCUCCUCCGGGCCUGGCUGGCUUCACAUCCACUGCAAGGCUACACUCACAUCCAUCCCUGACAACCUGGAUAUAGCACUUAGACACAAACACCCAUCUUCAUUAUGAAGUGACAAUUAAGAAGCAAAAGGUUGUGUUGGUGGCAGACCCAGGAGUGCUGCCCCAAAGCAGAGAUGCGAGGCUGAACCACCACCAUUUCAGCCCCUUUCAAACUCUCUCACAUCUUUCAGAGGCAGCUGAUGCUGUCAGUGUUUAUCCUGCACACCUUUUAUGACAAAGGUGGUUUAUUUCUGUAAUAAACUCUGUAUUACAAAGCCAUUUUUGGAUCAUACACGAGUGAUGUUGCAGUCAGAGCUCUGGUAAAGCUAAGCAAUGAGUUUAAACCUUCAGUAUGUCUCGACUUGAGGAGUGGGGGUGACCCAGGGAGCUGGGCAUUUCAAAUGAUGAGUCUGAACCAGAUACUUGGGCCUCUUGCAACCCAGGACCCACACGAGAUGGGAUUUUGUGCAAGUGCUUCCAGUGCAAUAAGUAAAUACAAAGUCUUCUACAGCACUAAAUCAUUUCCAUCACUGACCCUGCAGUACAAGCAGCUUUCCAAGUGAGUGUUGGGAAUACAAAACAGGCUCCUACUGACAAAACCCAGAGCCAGGCUUCUGAUUCCUUUCCAAACAGGCAUCAGGAGCUUUGGUUUGCAUGGGAAGGAGGGGAGGGCAUCCUUCUGCAAAAGCUGUAUCAUUGUGUGAACACAAUAAAGGUGUGCACAAGUGGAGGGCAUAGCACUGACCCAUGUAAAGAAUCCAA